This is a messenger RNA of Plutella xylostella (diamondback moth), 1412 nucleotides long. The record is from RefSeq and is a predicted model, not a curated record. NCBI's taxonomy places the organism in Eukaryota, Metazoa, Arthropoda, Insecta, Lepidoptera, Plutellidae.
CUUCAUUUAUCGCACCAUUUAACAAAACUAUUCUUCUUAAAAGAGCAUCUGCGUAACUUGCAUGCUGGUGCACAGAAAUUGCUAGCUGUAGCUCGGGAAACUGUUUGGGCAGUAAACGGUAGGCACCUAGCUAGGCGUACGGUUAAUAACUGCGUGCGCUGCAGACGCCUGCGUGGCAAAACAUUCUGUCCUAAGAUGGGAGAUCUCCCAUCACAGCGCAUAACACCAGAUUUUCCUUUUAAAUCUGUAGGUUUAGAUUUUGCUGGUCCCUUUUACAUCCUAAAUCGAAAGGGAAGGGGCAGCAGUUUAAUUAAAUGUUAUUUGUGUUUGUUCAUAUGCCUUAGAUUUAAGUGCGUUCAUUUGGAAGCAGUAUCUGAUUUGUCAAAAAAUGCAUUUAUCAUGACCCUUCGUAGGUACAUAGCACGAAGGUCAAAGCCGGCUGAAAUAUUUUGUGACAAUGGCCGUAAUUUCGUUUCCGCCGCGAAGGAGGUAGGUUCCUUUUUAAAGUCAAAUGCUGAAUCUCUAUCUGAUUUUGCCAGUCAGGAGGGCAUCAAGUUUAUAUUCACGCCUACCUACGCUCCUCACUUCGGCGGCAUUUGGGAAGCCGGCGUUAAGUCCGCCAAACACCACAUUCGUAGAGUCAUAGGAAAUAGCCAUUUAACCUUUGAGGAAAUUUCUACAUUGUUUGCACAAGUGGAGGCUAUUCUUAACAGUCGUCCCUUGUGUCCUUUAUCCUCCUCUCCUAACGACGUUCUCUCCCUUUCCCCAGGGCACUUUCUCGUUGGACGCCCACUGACUGCAAUGCCAACGCCCACCCUGGACCAUUGCAAAGAAAACGCACUGCAGAGAUACAAUCGCGUUGAGAAAAUUCGACAGCAUUUCUGGCAAAGGUGGCAGAAGGAAUAUAUCUGCGAAUUACAGCACAGGACCAAAUGGAAAACAAGCACAGAUAAGCUGAAGAUCGGAGAUAUGGUCUUGCUUCAAGAGGAUCACGUGCCACCCCUGUGCUGGCGCCUUGGACGAGUCACACGCUUGUUCCCGGGACCAGACGGCAUCACGAGAGUUGCUGAUGUCACUACAACCCGAGGAUGCGUCCGGAGACCGCUAGUACGUCUCUGCCCGCUGCCGACGGCUGAAGAUUUUGAGAGCUGUUGAAAUGUGCUUUCAACGGGGGGAAUAUGUUGCGGCGCACAUACGCCUUAGAGUUUAGAUAUAGCAUUAUAUAAGUUAGGAAACAUUGCAUUGAUUAACGUCUAGGCACUAAUUUUUAUUGUAUAAUUGUAGGUAGAUUUCUAUACAUUCUCUUCUAUUCACACCACGAUACGAGCUGUACCGUUUUUGAUUAUAACAAUUAAAAUACGUUGUAAAACCUCAAAAUCAGCUUUAAUUUGACCUCCAGUAUGUCAGGCUAA